Callorhinchus milii (elephant shark) is the source of this 1270-nucleotide messenger RNA. RefSeq names its product zinc finger protein 511 (gene znf511). The record is from RefSeq and is a predicted model, not a curated record. NCBI's taxonomy places the organism in Eukaryota, Metazoa, Chordata, Chondrichthyes, Chimaeriformes, Callorhinchidae. Bases 75 to 857 code for a protein of 260 amino acids. The transcript has 6 exons.
GGCGGCGGCGCGAGGAAGUGACGGUUGACAGUUGGCGGCGCGAGGCGAGGAGGAGAGGAGGAGAGGAGGAGGAGAUGCUACACGGCGCAGAGGAGGAGGCCGGCGAGUUGCGAGCGUCUCCCUUCACCUUCAGGUCCCGGAGGAUCCGACUGGACAGGGACGACGAGUUAUUCGAGGAUGGUGACAUUCAUAGACAUCUGUAUCUGCAAGAUGCCAUAACAAGUGUAGCUGAAGAAGUUCAAAGAGCCAAGAUUUCUAUAUUCUGUUGCCAUAUAGCAGGUUGCAGUCAGCUGUUCGACACCUUAGAAAACUAUGAGCAUCAUUAUAAUACGUUCCACCGCAAUGUGUGCUCCUCUUGCAAACGCUCCUUUCCCUCCAGUCACCUCCUGGACAUUCACAUCCUGGAAUGGCAUGACUCACUUUUCCAAAUACUAGCAGCGAAACAAAAUAUGUAUCAAUGUUUGGUGGAGAGUUGCAUGGAAAAGUUUAAGUCUUAUGGCGACCGAAGAAAACAUCUAGUCAAUGUUCACAGUUAUCCACCUGACUUUAGGUUUGACAAACAAAAGAUAACUAAACGUGCACAUAAGAAAAAAAAUAAGAACCCACAUGACAUGGAUGUGAAAACUGCAAAGCAUGAGAAAAAACACAGUGAUGUUUGUGGCAGUAUAUCUGGAGAACCAAUGGAACAAGGUUCGGUGGAAAUGACAGAGGCUGAAAGUGAACCCAUGUCAAGAGUGGAACAGCCUGCGGCUACCACAACACAGGGAGGCUCUCGCUUCUCCUACAGGGUGCCGGCAACAAUUUGUUUUGGGCACGGGUCAGUCCGGGGCUUUAAGAACCCAAGAAAAAAGAGGUGAUUUGUGUACAACAAUAAACUAUGGAAUUAGUUCUGUAAAUCAAAUCUCCAUUGGGAAUUGGAAAACCAUUUCUUCAACUUCGACUGAUGUAAUUGGACAUAUUUUUCCUGUUGGAGAUGUGCAGUUGGCCUUAUCGGCCAACCCAGUCUCGCUGUACUUUUCAAACAUUGUCUCAUUCAGAUAACGGUGGUGAUGGCAUAUUUUCCUUCACCAUGAGAGAGAUGUCAUCACUGUGUACUAUAUAAAGUUUGGCUCUUUAAAAUUAAUAAAGAAAUGAUUUAUUUGUGAACCAACUGCAGUGGAGAGAACAAGCCAGGCAUAGUGAUGUAAUUUUAUCCGAACUACAGUACACAAUGGAAAAAUGAUUAUACUCCCCUACCAUGUUUGUAAUAAAAUGCAUCAUUAUUCCUGGA